AUGACGGCUAUCACUUCCGCCGCCCCAUAUCUCUCGUUGCUGGAGGAACAUGACCCCGACCUCAAGAUCUACGCUCUGCGGUCUCUGAACACAGUGGUCGACCAGCUGUGGGCGGAGAUUGCCAACAAUAUCGCGGAAAUCGAACAGUUGUACGAGGACGAGCACUUCGUCAACAGACACCUUGCUGCACUCGUGGCUUCGAAAGUUUACUACAAUCUUGGCGACUACGACUCCUCCGUUAAAUACUCCUUGCUCUCGGGCAAAGAGUUCAAUGUGAACGACAAGUCGGAGUUCUCAGAAACCAUCGUUUCCAAGUGUAUCGACCAGUACAUCGAGCUGUCUCAACGCAAGUUCACCAACGAAAAAGUGGGCAUCGACCCUCAAUUAACAAACAUAUUCGAGGCAAUGGUGCAGAAAUGUGUCUUAGAAGGCGAGUACAAGCUCGCGUUUGGAAUUGCCCUCGAGAGUUAUAGAUUGGACAUCGUCAAGUCCAUCCUCAAUGACUUGGUCAGCCAAGGCAAGAACGACGAGCUCAUCAUGAAUCUCAUAAGCUACGUUCUCACCUGCUGCACCACAGUGUCCUACGACAUCGAUUUCCGGACCCAGAUCCUGAACUCGUUGGUCUUGAGUCUUGUUUCGUUGGCCAACCCAGACUACACAAUCAUCACCAAAAUCAUUGUCCAACUGAACGACUUCAAGCUGGUGCACAGGAUUUUCAAGGAUUUGCUCAAAUCGAGCGAGAAAGUGCUCAUUGCUUUCCAAAUAGCAUUCGACCUCGUCAGCGUGGCCUCCCAGGAGUUGCUCACAAAGACAACCGAGAUUCUCGACGCUGACCCAUCCUUGGACAAGGAGGACAAAAACAUCAUCAAGCUUAGAAGAAUCCUUUCGGGCGUGCCAACCUGCGACUUUGACAUCACGUUCCUGUCCAACAAUAACAACACCGAUCUUUCGAUUCUCAACACGUCGAAAAAAGUGCUGGAUGGAAGAAACUCCAUUUUCCACUCUGCAGUGACUUUCCAAAAUGCCUUCAUGCACGUGGGAACCACUGACGACUCGUUCUUUAGAUCCAACCUUGAGUGGCUCGGGAAGGCCAAUAACUGGUCCAAGUUCUCCGCCACUGCAGCUUUGGGUGUGAUCCACAAGGGAAAUCUGUCGCAAGGUCGUUCUGUGUUGCAACCAUACCUGCCAGGAAGCACUCCUUCCGCAUACACCAACGGUGGAUCUCUGUUUGGAUUGGGUUUCAUCUAUGCCGGUCAUGGUGGUGAGGUGACAGAUUAUUUGCGCAAGAUUGUGGUUGACAAUAGCAACUCUGCAGACAACAAGAACACAGACAUCAUUUUGCACGGUGCCUGUCUUGGUCUCGGAGUCGCUGCCAUGGCUCUUGGAGACGAGACUAUCUACGAAGAGCUCAAGACCAUCUUGUACGCCGACUCUGCAAUUUCCGGCGAGGCUGCAGCUCUCAGUAUGGGACUUGUGAUGCUGGGUUCUGGUCAUGAGACUGCGUUGCACGACAUGCUGGCCUAUGCCCAAGAGACACAGCACGAAACAAUCGUGCGUGGGUUGUCGAUUGGAAUUGCCUUGCUAUGCUACGGUAAGGAAACAGCUGCCGAAGAUGUGAUUGAGAAAUUAAUUCAGCACCAGGAUUCGAAUCUUAGAUAUGGUGGAUGUUUCACACUGGCAUUGGCUUAUUGUGGAACUGCCAACAACAGUGCCAUUAGAAGACUUUUGCAUAUUGCAGUGUCUGACUCCUCUGACAACGUCAGAAGGGCUGCUGUGAUGGCUCUUGGAUUUAUUCUGAUUAGAGACUACACUACAGUCCCAACGAUUGUGGAACUUCUUUCCGAGUCGUAUAAUCCUCACGUUAGAUAUGGUACUGCAGUGGCCUUGGGAAUUGCUUGCGCUGGUCGCGGAUUGCAAGCUGCAAUUGACGUUCUUGAGCCAUUGACCAAGGAUUCCGUUGACUUCGUUAGACAGGGAGCAACCAUUGCCAAGUCCAUGAUUUUGAUCCAACAAAACGAAAACACUUUCCCUGAGGUGAAGGAGUUCAGAGAACAGCUUUCGAAGACCGUUUCCAACAAGCAUGAGGACUCGCUUGCCAAGUUUGGUGCUGCAUUGGCUCAAGGUAUUCUGGAUGCUGGUGGAAGAAACGUGACUAUUCAAUUGGAGCACGCGCAGACCAACACUUUGAACAUGAAGGCCAUCGUUGGUUUGACGUUGUUCUCUCAGUUCUGGUACUGGUUCCCAUUGACACACUUUUUGUCGCUCUCAUUCAGCCCGACGGCAAUCAUUGGUGUGAGAGAGGACCUUAAGGUUCCAAAGUUCAAAAUUAAUUGCCACACCAAGCCAGAGAUCUUCGGAUAUCCUCCGAAAUCCGAGACACAAGUCGAGAAACAGCCGGAUAAGAUUGCUACUGCUGUGCUUUCCACGACUGCGAGAGCUAAGGCCAGAGCCGCUAAGAAGGACAAGGCCAAGAAGGACGUCAAGGACGAGGACGUGAUGGACGUGGACGAGAAAAAGGAUUCGGAGGACGAGAAGGCCAAGAAGGAGAGCUCGCCAGCGAGCGACGAUUCCGGAAAGAGCCAGCCAGAGUCGUUCUACGUGAAGGAGCCAUACCAAUUCGAGAACAUGACCAGAGUUCUUCCUGCACAGCUGAAAUACGUGACGUUCUCCAAGACAGAGAGAUUUGUGCCUGUUAGAAAGUUCAAGGGCAUGGGAGGAAUUGUUGUUUUGCAGGACACCACUCCCGACGAGCCUGUUGACCGGAUCAAAACUGUGAGAGAGAAGAACAACACAGACGCUCCUGUUCCAGAGCCAUUUACGAUUGACCCGGAGGUGGACAAGGAGCUAUUUGAAGAGAGCGAGUAA
Molecule: messenger RNA, 2865 nt
Organism: Ogataea philodendri
Lineage: Eukaryota; Fungi; Ascomycota; Pichiomycetes; Pichiales; Pichiaceae
Exons: 1
Coding region: 1-2865 (954 amino acids)
Biological process (GO): regulation of protein catabolic process; proteasome-mediated ubiquitin-dependent protein catabolic process
Cellular component (GO): nucleus; proteasome complex; proteasome storage granule
Molecular function (GO): enzyme regulator activity
Source: RefSeq, a predicted model, not a curated record